AUGUGGUAUUCUAUCCAGUCCGGCCUUUUGCUGGCUGCUUCUCUAUCACCUGUUGUUGAUGCUGAGCGUGUGCUCGGUGCGUAUAUUUUCGCCCGCCAUGGAGACCGCACACCGAAGAUCUUCGGUAGCACUCAACUGACCGACUUGGGCUAUCGGGAGGUUUUUGACUCAGGGUCUUUUUACAACCAGCGAUAUAUCUCGUCGGAAUCUUCCAAGCAGAUCGAGGGCAUUAGUGCCGAUGUUGUCAACCCAAAGCAGAUCAGUGCCUCUGCUCCCUCCGAUACCGUACUGCAAAACUCCGCCACUGGUUUCCUACAAGGUGUAUACCCUCCCGUGGGGAAAGUGGCUUCCCAGACCCUGGGCAAUGGAAGUGUAGUUGAGGCACCGUUGAACGGCUAUCAGCUCAUUCAGCUGACGCCUGCCACUACAAGCAAGAACGCUGAGGAUUCUACCUGGUUGCAAGGCUCCAGUGGAUGCCAGAAGGCAACUGUGAGCAGCAACAACUAUUUUUUCUCUGAAAUGUACACCUCGCUACUAUCCUCAACGAAGGAGUUCUACCAAUCACUUUCCCCUAUGCUAGACGGCGCGUUUGCCUCGUCUGAUAUGACCUUCAAGAACGCCUAUACCAUCUUCGACUACUUGAAUGUCGGCAAAAUCCAUAACUCUACCAGUCAAUUCCCUCAUAAGUCAGACCUGACUGACGAGGUAUAUCAUCAGCUGAUUGCUCUAGCUGGAAGCCAUGAAUUUAACCUGGCUUACAACUCCUCCGAGAAAGUGCGUGCCAUCGACGGUGCCGUCCUGGCGGGCGAAAUCUUGGCUGGACUCAACGAGACCAUUGCUACCAAGGGCAAGUCCAAGCUAAAUAUCGGAUUCGGCUCUUACGGCACCAUCUUCGCUCUCUUCGGUCUUUUGCAGAUGCCUGCUGCAUCCGUCGACUUCACCGGAAUCCCAGACUACGCCUCGUCAAUGGUAUUCGAACUAGUGACGAACGCCAGUGGCACGGACUUCCCAAUUGACAAGUCCGAUAUUAGCGUACGCUUCCUGUUCCACAACGGUACCAUCACUGGCUCAUCUGAGCCUACUGCAUACCGACUGUACGGCCAGUCAAACGAGCUUCUCUCCUGGGAAGAAUUUUCCUCGAAGACCAGGGAGAUCGCGAUCACUUCCGAUGACGAGUGGUGUACCAUGUGCGGCAACACAGACGGCAAGUGCGCUAGUUCAGACAGCACUAGCGGCGACUCCGCCUCUGCUAGCACCUCUAGCACUAGUGGCUCGGGGAUGUCACUCGCUGUGGCGGGUGUUAUUGGUGCAAUGGUUACCCUCGCGGUCAUCCUUGGCUUGCAGGCCACCUUCUUCCUCCUUGGUGGAUUCCGCAUUGCAAAGCGGAACAAGGCUAGCCCUGAGAUAAUGAGCUCGCCUGCCACUGUGGAGGCGGAUAAAAAGGUUUAG
Penicillium vulpinum is the source of this 1449-nucleotide messenger RNA. RefSeq names its product Histidine phosphatase superfamily clade-2. The record is from RefSeq and is a predicted model, not a curated record. The transcript has a single exon. NCBI's taxonomy places the organism in Eukaryota, Fungi, Ascomycota, Eurotiomycetes, Eurotiales, Aspergillaceae. Gene Ontology annotation, biological process: dephosphorylation. The coding region runs from base 1 to 1449 and encodes 482 amino acids. Gene Ontology annotation, molecular function: phosphatase activity.